Saccharomyces eubayanus is the source of this 4209-nucleotide messenger RNA. It is a transcript of the gene MHP1, whose product is annotated as Mhp1p. The record is from RefSeq and is a predicted model, not a curated record. Lineage: Eukaryota; Fungi; Ascomycota; Saccharomycetes; Saccharomycetales; Saccharomycetaceae. The coding region runs from base 1 to 4209 and encodes 1402 amino acids. The transcript has a single exon.
AUGGAUUCCAAGGACACGCAAAAGUUGCUUAAGGAGCACCGAAUUCCCUCCAUCGAUGUCGGCUGGCUGGUCAGGCCCAACGCCUCCGCCCUCAGGCACGAGAGGUCCAAGUCGACGGCUGAGAGCGUGGCCCCCGACGUCCAGAUGGACACUGCUCACUCGUCCGUCUUCGACAAGUCUGUAGACACGUCUUGCGGCAUUCUCUCCCCAAACGAUAGGGUGCGCCGCCACUCCGUGGCGGCGGCCGCUCUGAUGAACAACCAGCACAUCACUGUUGCCCCCACCGCGCCCUCCACGAACUUCCCCUCCGGUAGAGGACGGUCCAAGUCCGUGGUAGAGAUCACGAUGCCAGGCUCCGGCGUUGACGCCGAUGCUGACGCUGGACUUCGCCACCACCAUCACCACCAUCACCAUCAUGCGGAAGACGCAGCUUCGUCACCUGCCCCCAAGAAGAUCGGUUUCUUCAAGAGUUUAUUUGGCAAAAGGAAGGGAGAACAAGAGCAGCAGAAGCGCGAAAAAGACAAGGAGGAGGAACAAGAACAAAACCGCUCGCCCUCCCCGGGCCACGUGAACCGCAACUCCAUAAGAAGAGAACGAACCGCAACCAUUUCUGCUGAGUCACCUCCGCCCUUGCAGUACGUGGCCCCGCCGUCGUACAACGACACCGUGGUGCCGCUGACGAGGUCCAAGACUGAAUCCGAGGUGUACUACGAGAACCAUCCGCAGAACAACACCCACGGUCACAUCCACACGCAACACACUUUCGAUGAAGGCCAAACUGACUGCAGCUCCCCCAUAGAUGGCGCCGCCUGCAGCGGAACUCGUCCUGACCCGAGGUUGAUGGAUUUCUUGCGGUACUACAAAUCUAAGGACUGCAAAUUAGCCGCCUUUAAAGAGGGGAACUUCCUGCAAUCCACGCCCUCGUCGCCGAUCAAGAGAAACACACGGGCCUCGUUUUCCCUUCAGAAUGACAGACAAUUGCCCCCCAAGUUAGCCGCCCGCCAGAAAUUCGACGUUAAGGGCAGACCUAUCCCGCCGCAUCCGGACAAACCGAGGUUGGCGCCCGCCUUCAAGAAGAAGAAGCAACCAGUCGCUAUGGCAUCGUUGGAGGCCGUGGACUCUAACUCAGACGUCUCGUCCUCCGCGCAGAACAACAACGCGGCGCCCUCUUCUCACAAGUUCGGCGCAUUUCUCAGAAAGGUUACCUCUUACGGGAACAACGCCUCAUCCUCCUCCGCCAAUACCAACAACCUGCUCAAUGCCUCGUCCACGUCCGUAUGGUCUGCCAACUCGCUCGAGUUCGACCCUGCAAAGAUAACCGUCGUGCCCGGGCUUGAGUACGUCAAGCCCUUGAAACACGUCUCCUUUGCCACGAACACCUACUUCAACGACCCUCCACAGCAGAUCUGUAGUAAGAACCCCAGAAGAGGCGAAGUGGAGGUGAAGCCCAACGGGUCCGUCGUUAUACACAGACUGACACCGCAAGAGAGGAAGAAAAUUAUGGAGUCGACAAGCCUGGGCGUCGUCGUUGGGGGCACUGGCCAAUUGAAGCUGCUAAAUCCAGAAGAGGACGACAUCAACGCCAAGAGCAAAGAGGAGAUGGCUCCGCAAAGGCAAAACGCAGCCGAAGCGCCCGAUGAGGAAGAUGGCAACCCGCAGAGAAGAAACAUCGUUAUGGCUGCCGCAGAAGCCGCCGCAGAAGCCAGAGCCAAAGAGGCCCCCAACGAGUUGAAGCGUAUUGUCACGAACAAUGAGGAGGAAGUCAUCGUUAGUAAGACCGCGUGUCAUUUAACCAUUGAUAAGCCGAUGAUCUCAAGAAGGGGUGCUUCCACAACCUCUCUGGCCUCCAUGGUGUCGAGUGAUACUAAUGGCACGAACGCAGAUGACGAGAAGGAGACCAUGCCCCCACCCAACCAAAAGAUCCCCCACGAUAUCGUGUAUACCCGCUGCUGUCAUUUAAGAGAAAUUUUGCCAAUACCGGCCACUUUGAAACAGUUGAAAAAGGGCUCCACCGACCCCAUCCCCAUCUUACAAUUGCGUAACCCAAGACCCUCCAUGGUGGAAAUUUGGUCAUUUAGCGACUUCUUGAGUGUGGCCCCCGUUUUGUGUCUUUCGUUGGACGGUGUGCAAUUAACGGUGCAAAUGCUCAGAAUCAUUUUGAGUUCUUUGAUUUACAACCCGCAUUUCCAAAAACUGUCCUUGAGAAACACUUUCCUGGAUGAAGAAGGCUGGAAAAUGUUAUGCUAUUUUGUCUCCAAGGCCAGGUCUUUGCAUUCCAUCGAUUUGACCAUGGUCCCCUCCAUCAAGACAAAUGUACAGAAGCCCUCCAAGUCCUCUUUGAAGUCAACCAUCCUCAGAAUGCAGUGCAAUACAGACGACAGGUCCGACAUGAAUUGGGAUCUCUUGACUGCUUCCAUCGCCCUUAGAGGCGGUUUGGACGAAAUCGUGAUUUCGGGGGCAAAAAUGAAUGGAGCACAAUUCAAAAAUUUUAUCCUUGUCGCUUGUAUCGCUACCGAAAGACUGGGCCUGGCUUAUAAUGGCUUGUCCAAGAGUCAAUGUGACGAUCUGGCCAGUUGGGUGGUGCAAUCCGAAGUGACAGGUUUGGAUAUCGGAUUCAAUGAUCUGAAUGGGAAACUAUCGUCCUUCACUAAUGCUGUCCUGGGCAAAAUUCAAAAGGUCAACGAAAAAAACGUCUUCAAGUUUCUAUCUUUAAAUGGAACAAAUUUAGAAGUAAAGGAACACGAUACUUAUGAAAACAACGAGGUUUUGAAAUUGAUCAGUGUCCUGUGCUAUUCAGAAAACCUGAAGUUCUUAGAUAUCUCGAACAACCCUGCAAUCUUUCCGUACUGUGUCCCGACACUAAUUGAUUUUCUACCCGUUUUCGUCAACUUGGUCCGUUUACAAAUCGACUACAAUAAUUUAAGCUCCACCAGUGUGGUUAUGUUGGCUGAAGUAUUGCCCAUGUGUUCGAGACUGAGUUACUUCUCCAUGUUGGGGACAGAAUUGGAUCUGGCAUCCUCUAAAGCCCUAGCGGAAGCCGUGAGAAAGAGCUCAUCGUUGAUGACCUUGGACGUGGAUUACGCUUACAUGCCAGAGAAUAUCAAGGAAAAAAUUUCACUAUAUGCCAUGAGAAACAUUCAAGGUGAAUUGAAAAGAGUUCAAAACGACGACAAAGAUAUCAAAGACACUCAAUUUUCAAGUUUACAAGACCAACUAUCGCUUUUAUUAACUGAAAAGGCAGACGAUUCCGAACACUAUAAAAAAAUGGUCGAAAACUUCAUGGCCAAAAUCGCAUUGGCCCGUAUCAAGAUCAGUAAAGUGGUUCACGACCUUUUCGAUUUAAAACUUAAUGGUCAAUUAAAUUUGGAAGGCAAAGAAGCUUUGAUUAGAUUGUGUUUCAUCGAGGCAAGUUUGGAAAGAGGUUCCGACUUAUUAAGACAAAGACAUCAUAAUGCUUUGAAACCACGAAGCUCAUUCUCGGCAAACCAAACAGACGCAAAUUCAGAAAGUUGUCAAAGAAUGUUAUUGAGUUCGUCUAUCCUACAAAAUUCAGACCAUAUUGCCCUGAUGCCAUUUGGCAGUGCACUAGUCGAAAAAUCUAGCGCGGACGCAGAAGAUGCUGUAGAGUUUAGAGAAGGCGAUGAUUCAAAUACCAACCAUGAAGAGGGCCCAGCUAAUGAUCUACAAGCCCAAGAUCAAGUCGAUAUUAAGAAUAAAUACUCUAUCAUCAAAAAAGAACUAGAACACGAAAAGCUUGUUGGCGGUGGGGAUUUACCAGUGGACAAAGACAUUCUAAAUCGCGCCGCUCAAUCCCUUGAUAGUGAUCAAAUCAAAGAAUUUUUGUUGAAAAAUGACGUUUCUACUAUCUUGGGUGUUAUUGACGAAUUGCAUAGCCAGGGAUAUCAUUUGCAUCAUAUUUUCAAAAAGCAGGGAAACCAAUCUGAUAAACAAGAAGACGCUACCCUUCAAGCGAAGGAUGCGCCAGACCAGUCCCAAGCUGACAAUUCAAGUGAUAACAUAUCUCCUACGACCGACCAAACAUCAACAGGGUCUGCCAGUGCCAAGACGAACAAUAAUGCCCAUGUUCCUCCCACUGAUGCACCUGGAUUUAACAAAUUUAUGGACAAUGCAGAGGAGAAUGCCAUCGAUGCUGCUUAUGAUGAUGUGCUAGAUAAAAUCCAGAAUGCGCGGAACAGUAAUACUAAAUAA